This is a messenger RNA of Gossypium arboreum, 1984 nucleotides long. RefSeq names its product protein CUP-SHAPED COTYLEDON 3-like. Gene Ontology annotation, biological process: regulation of DNA-templated transcription. The transcript is spliced from 4 exons. The coding region runs from base 620 to 1720 and encodes 366 amino acids. Gene Ontology annotation, molecular function: DNA binding. NCBI's taxonomy places the organism in Eukaryota, Viridiplantae, Streptophyta, Magnoliopsida, Malvales, Malvaceae. The record is from RefSeq and is a predicted model, not a curated record.
CGUUGAAAAAGUAGAACUAACACCUACUCACUAGGGAUCUAGCUAGCUACCUACAUAGCUGGGGAGCACCACCAUGUGAAGGAGAGGAGGUGUUUUAUCAUUUAUGGAUCUUAGAUUUACACAACCUAAAGUAAACCAAACUUGUAGUAUUCCUAUGAAUGUAUAUGCAUGGAUGUAAUGUAUAGAAUAUAAAGAAGCUGAUUAAGGCCUAAUUACUGCGAUAUACGUGCAAAAGCCAGGAGUCAGGAAGGAUAUCCUGUUGCUGGGUGGUGGUGUUAUCUUUUACUUGGCCUACUCACCAUGAUCUAUGUUUAUGUUAUGCAUACGUAGUUACUAGAGAGUAAUAGAGGGAGAGAGAGAGAGAGAGAGAGAGAAACAAUAGCAGCCUACGAUACCCUUUAAAUUACCUGCUCAUGCUACACGUGCAACGCCGACAUUUUCUAGAGCUCAGCUGCACCCACCCCCCCAUUAAUUAAUCAAUUAAAACACCUUCAUCAAUCAUCAGGUAGCUAGGUUUGCGGGUAACAUGGCUCGGCUCCAAUUCCCAGCUCUUCCCUAGCCUUUCAAGGCCUCGAUUCAACCCUCCCCAAAUACCUUUUUAUCUUGUUCAAAUAUUUGCAUGUUCCUCCAUUCAUUCCAGUCACAACAACUAGCCUUUACUCUCAACAAGAUGUUAGCAGUGGAGGAAGUUUUAAGUGAACUUGGCGGGGAAGAAGUGAACGAGCAAGGGUUGCCGCCGGGAUUUAGGUUUCACCCCACUGAUGAAGAACUCAUAACAUUUUAUUUGGCUUCAAAGGUAUUCAAUGGAAGCUUCUGUGGAGUGGACAUUGCUGAGGUUGACCUUAACCGAUGUGAACCUUGGGAGCUUCCAGAUGUGGCGAAAAUGGGGGCAAGGGAGUGGUACUUCUUCAGCCUGAGGGACAGGAAAUAUCCAACGGGAGUGAGAACAAAUAGAGCGACUGGAGCUGGGUACUGGAAAGCCACCGGAAAAGAUAGGGAAGUGUACAGUGCCUCCACUGGAGCUUUACUUGGCAUGAAAAAAACCCUUGUUUUCUACAAAGGCAGAGCACCCCGUGGAGUGAAGACGAUGUGGGUCAUGCAUGAGUACCGUUUAGACGGUGACUUCUCCUGCCGCCACACGUGCAAGGAAGAAUGGGUGAUUUGCAGAAUAAUACACAAAACAGGUGAGAAGAAAAAUGGGGUAGCUGCUGCGCAAGGGCUAGGCUAUAUCUUGGAACUUUCUUCAUUAUCUUCAACAACAAAAACAACAAAUUGCUUCCGUCCACUGCUUGAAACCUCAACUCCGUUGUUAGAAUCUCAAACCCAAACUUCAAUGCAGGCUGCCCAUAACUCUUUUCUGGAACAUGACCUGAAAAGCUUAAUAAACCCGGUUGUGUAUCCAGCUAAUGGGUUCCAACCCUCCUUUACAGCCACUCCCACCACCUUUAGUAGCACACCCGACAAGAACGCCAGCAGCAACUCAUCAGCAGCCGCAUCGAUGCUCUUCAAGUCCCUCCUCUCACAUCAAGAAUGCGUUUUGAGGGAACAAGCAGCUGCUACUAUUCCCAAACAGUGCAAGACAGAAGCUAACUUUUCCAAUUUCCAACUGCCUGAUUCCACCUUGAGUUGGAUGGAGAAGAUGCAUCCCAACCCUUGUCAAGAUCCCAUGUUUUUCGACGUGGAUUAUAAUAAUAGUGUGUUGGGGUUCGCUGAACUCUGAAGGUCAGGUGUUGCGACUGAGGCCUGGGGUCACUUCAAUUGCUUUCUAGAUUAAGAUUGUUAGUUAAGAUAUCGUAUUGUUAGUGUUAGGACCCUAUCCCUAUAUCCAUGACUUUCUUUUUAUCUUAAGUGUUUGUGCUGGCUUGUUGGUGUAAAAUGUAAAUGAGUAUCCUACAAAAACUCUGAACCCAAUCCAUGCACGUAACUUUGUAGGAUUGGAGAAAUUCCUGCACCUAAUUCAACUGAUUGUGUGUUAUUAUUAUAA